This is a messenger RNA of Ornithodoros turicata, 4606 nucleotides long. RefSeq names its product major facilitator superfamily domain-containing protein 6-like. Gene Ontology annotation, cellular component: membrane. NCBI's taxonomy places the organism in Eukaryota, Metazoa, Arthropoda, Arachnida, Ixodida, Argasidae. The record is from RefSeq and is a predicted model, not a curated record. The transcript is spliced from 4 exons. Bases 252 to 2150 code for a protein of 632 amino acids.
UCAAGUGCAGUAGACGAACCGUUGCCGUCACUGAGGUUGCUUCUAGGAGUUUCAAUCGCUUCCCAUAGUGGCAACCAACACGAUACAAGUACUUGGAUGCCCGUGUGUCCUGUAACAUACACAGAAGACAUCGGCUAAAGGUGCACGUCGUUCACUGUGCUGGUCGCAGCGCUCUUUUUUUCUGCCGCAGCGACACUGAUCCCAGUGAUAAGUGAGUUUCAAGAGUACAAGAAGCUUCGUAUACUGAAAGAAUGGCCGGAGGGAGUGACAGGUUCAAGCCCAAUACGGAGCUGGUGCCGUUGAAGAUUGUACUUUUCUUAUGGUACGGAGGAACUGCCUGCCUGCUGCCGUUCCUCACAGUACACAUGCGACAAUUGGGUCUGAGCGUGGAGGAAACUGCUAUCAUCUACACGAUCAUCCCGUUCGCGCAACUUCUGGGUCCUAAUAUGGCUGCCUUCCUGGGCGACAAGUACGGUCGAUAUAAGCACGCCCUCCUCGGCUGUCUCAUCUUGACCGCACUCUCUGGGAGCAGUCUUCUACUCGUUCCUCAGGCCGUAGGGCCUCCACCCCCACCUCCCACUAUCCAUCUCCUCUGCGGGCCCUCUCUAGAGCUGGAUGUUGUCGUUGACCACUGUGGAGACGAGCACGGUAACUGCCCGGAACCUGCAGCCGGACAGGCGUUACCAGUGCAGCUUGCAGACUGCAACCUUGACUGUCCUGACGAUGAUUACCCACACGGCAUUGAAGACGCUGGUAUCUGCUUCACGGAUGAUUACGACAACAAAGAAUGUCACCGAGUCGACGAGAACGAAGCCUUAAACAGUCGGAUGGCUGUUGGACUGUACUUGCAACCUGCGAGGGACCCGGACUCGAUUUGCUUUCACCCUGUAACUGCUGUGCUGUGGGACAGUCACACGUUUCACAAUGUUUCUUGUAUGAAGCACCUUCCAGAACAUGACCACACCAACUGUUCUCUCAAGUGCAACAUAGAGGAUAUUCCAGCAGUGAAUACAACAUCAGCUGCGGAAUUUUGGCACGCCGAAUGCACGCCUCCUGAAGGAAGUGACAGGCGUAUCACCAUCAGUAUUUAUUUUCUCUUGCGAGUCAUCUUUCAGAUCUUGGUGUCUGUCUGUUUCACGUUUGUGGACGCGACGACAGUGUCAAUGGUUCGCAUACACGAAGGCCGCUUUGCAUGGCAAAGAUUUUGGGCCAUCGUGGGCUCUGUGUUCUCUGCGCCCAUUUCGGGCUUCUUCAUUGACGUAACAAGUGAGCACGUCAUAACCGGCUUCGACUAUUCACCGGCAUUCUACAUGUUCAACGUGUUCACUGUGCUUACCGCCAUUUUUACGUACGUUCUUGACCUUGACGUAGCGCACCCAGGAAAAAGUGGCUUGCGCCGUGUACGUGAGCUCCUCAGGGUACGUGAACUGCUCAGCUUAUUUUUGGUGGCAUUAGGGCUGGGGAGUGUGUACGGGUUUCUUGAGUACUUUUUGUUUUGGUACCUCUUGGAUUUGGGGGCACCAAAUUACUUGCUCGGCUUGACCAUAUCCGUCGGUGGCCUCACGGGCUUUGCAUUUCUGUACGAAUCAAAACGUUUUUUCAACAAGUUGGGGUACGUGAACAUUAUCAUCCUUGCUGGGCUAGUGUACUGUGCGCGGCUUGUUGGAUACUCCUUCAUCGGCAAUCAUCCGCUGUGGUGUAUUCCGCUAGAGAUGCUAGAAGCAAUGACGUUCCAUUUACUCUGGGUGGCAGUCGGAAGCUACGGAACCCAACACGCGCCACAAGGACUAAAAGCUCCAGUUCAAACAUGUGUUGGGGGUCUCUACUUCGGCGUAGGUCGAGGCGCCGGCAGCGUUUUAGGAGGCACGGCAAUGUACUUCCUGGGAGCGGCAACUGCAUUCCGAAUCAUGGCUGGAGUAGCAGCCCUCACGUCUUUGUCUUACGCCACAAUCUACUACUGUUGUUUGAAUAAGCCCUGGGUCAAAAGGAGAAGUACUACAAACCAAGUUGCAACAGACAAGACUACGACAACAAGGCAGGAUACAACCGCAAACGGGGCACCACCAAAAGAGAUUGUCACACAGAGUGACGAUGUGGACGUCAUUGAAGAAGACCCUGCACCACCGUCAGCUGAAGACAAAGUCUCAUAAAUCUAGGCACUACACCUACACCGCACAAUUUCAACGUCGACUCACUUCAGUUGGCAACAUACAUGUGGCAAUAUGCAAGGGUUCCUCGAAUGGUUCAAGGCUUCAUUGGAUACUCAACGCAUGUGCGUUAGCACCCAGUGAAUGUGCCGAUGGCGCAUGAAAUGUAUUUGGACACCUAGUGAUUUUAACGGAAAAAUAACGCGACCUGAAAUGCAGGAAUUACACAAGAACUAUGAGCCAUCCCAGUGAGUUUUCGAAAUACAGUUCAUCAUUUGAAAGAAAGCCCACAACCGUAGUGACACGAACUCUGAAUGAGUGAGUUAAGUCGAAGCAUUUGUUCCCAUUUCGAAAAUAAGAUACGAUACGACACACGUUAGAGAAGUAUCGAGUUGUCGUAAUGAUCAUUUCCUUCAUCCGUUCUGUGUAUCUCUGGUCAACGUUUGAUUGCACACCAGUAACAUAUACUCCUCCACGUGCAGACGUUUCACUAAGAUAGCGUGUCGUGCAGUGAUGCAGUGAUAUACUUCAGUGAACAAACAAAAACAAAAGUGAACAAAGGAACUGAACUGCAGGUGCUAGAGAACUACUGUGUCAGGCCUCUUGCUGGCUGGGUUAGAUUUGACGAGACUCUUCUACAACUCUCAGCACAGUGUGAAGACAGCAGUUGACCGGAUACAUUAUCAAGGGAAAAGAAUGACAGCAUUUUGGCUUCUCAUUGUCCGAACCAGGAGGCGCACACGCACGCGAAGCGGUGCUUCACCAAGUCACGAGACAGUUUACGUGCUGGUUGGCCUUGUGAGUGCUAUGCGGUGGAGCGUUUGGAGCGUACAGGCAGAUCGCUCGGAAAUAACGCGUCACCACCACCGUUUAGAGCGUAAUUGCGCAGCUCGUGUUUAAAAUCACCUUAGAUGUCGAGCUCUACGCAGUGGCGGUCCCAAGGGGGGGGGGGGGCGGUAGCCCCCCCCCCCCCCCAAAGCAUAGCCUGGUUCAGUUUUCGUAUCUUCCCCAACCUUUUCUCGCACGAAGUCCUAUCACUGGCCAGUGAUAGGAUUUCGUGCGAGAAAAGGGUGAGCCCGUGUCCAGGACCCCUCCCCCCCUCGCACCCAAAUGGAUAGCGACUGGCUGAAGGCUCGCAGACGUCGCCCCCCCCCCCCCAAAGUACUUCGCUGGGACCGCCCCUGGCUCUACGCUAGAAGACACAUUGUCGGGGCAGUGUGACAGAGCAUGUGUUUCAAUGUAUCUACAUAAAGUUAAGUGUGGGGGUUGAACAAGAAAUGACAGCAAUAUGAGUUAGUAAGCUGAUAAAGCGCUAUCCCUACGCUGAUGAUGAUAACUGCGUUACAGCAACGUCAUUGAACACUCUGGUAAUCGUUAGUGAUGCCCAUGAAAACAGCUAAAAUUAGCUUGUCGAAGAGGAAUAACUGUUGAGAAAGCGCAGGGCAUCGGCUGUGCUAUCUGGGAGUCUUCCUUGGGGUUUCCUCAAGCGCUAUGAAGCAAAUGUCAGCACAGUUCCCCGCGAAGGUGGCCCAUCACGCACGAUCAACACGCCAAUGCAUCCGUGGGCACCAAUCGACAAGCUAAAGCGCUGGCAGAUCGAUAAGUUGAUGAUGGACGCUGCUGACAUCGGGGGAGGUAUGCAGAUUUUUUCCAGCUUGUGGACGCUGAUAGUCGUCCGCGCGAAAUGAACGAGACAUUCGACUCCACGACAAUCUCUAGACGAUCCACGGAAACCGCCUCCAAACGGCAGAUGCAUCCCUCCUGCAGCCCCACAACAAUAGAAAUAACUAUCACGCGCCUGAUGGCUAUCUCGUCCGGGGGCUGCCAUAUUGUUCCACGCCAAGCCCAACAGAAAUUGUUCAUCGGAUGAGUAUCGCCUGCGGUAUUUAACCGUUCACAAAUAAUCAAGUAAUUUCAAUUUUCUAGCUCAAUGCAAUUUCACAAAGCAUUGUUUUCUGAAACGCUAGUUAAACAGAGGGCGGAGACUAAAGAACCUGGUACAUCAAUAUUUUUUGCGAACAUGCCUGGGUAGAUGAUAACAUGUCGAGACAGCGGGAAAUUCUUUAUAUGAGUGAUGAUGUACGCACUGUCAUCUUCGCUACAGACAUCUCUCUUUCACUAAAUGGUCACCCUGUCUAGAUCGACAUUUUAUGCAGGGUAUCGGUGGAAGUUCACGGUGUACAAUAUGGCGGCACUAUACGAAUUGCACAUGUGGGAUGUUAAACGUGGGGUUGGCUUGGGGGGUCGAGAGCACGUUAAAGAACUCAUAGCUCCGCAAAACUAAAAAUUUGUGUUAGUGGCGGCAGGCAGACCCACAACAACGUCGCAUUAAACCAGCAAACCGCAUGCUGUUGCGGAUAGACGUGAAAGGCUGUACUAAAGGCUGUGACGUGGAGGUGCAGCAUUUGUGCAAAUGCAAAAAAUUGUGUUUCUGCAAAUAAAAUAUUACUACCAGUUGA